Molecule: messenger RNA, 363 nt
Organism: Adineta steineri
Lineage: Eukaryota; Metazoa; Rotifera; Eurotatoria; Adinetida; Adinetidae
Source: the annotation of a GenBank genome assembly
AUGGCAACACGUUCAAAACGAAAAUUCGUAGAAAUAAUGUUGAAUGAAUUCGUGAACAUACAAGAAUUAGCAACUUUAUCCAAAUUCUAUGUCGAAGAACCAAAGCGAUUAAAAGAAGCGUGUGAUAAAGCAGAUAGUGAUGACAAAAUUAAACUGAAGGAAGAAAAAGCAUUAAGUAAAGAAGAAGCAGAACGUUUUGGGCGUAUUUAUGAAUAUUUUGAGAAAACUGGCGUGAUCAAAAUGCUCCAGGACCAACAACAAGCUGAAUUUGAGGGUGCUGACAAUUUAAAGAAUAUUAGUGUAUAUUCAGUCGAUCAAUUGAAAAAAGUCGAUGAGCUUCUAAAAUCAGAAGACGAAUCUUGA